GCCAGCGCCACCGCGGAUGACGUGCAACAACAAAGAUGGCAGGAGGAAACAGCAACUAUUGGGAAGACCUGCGGAAGCAGGCGAGGCAGCUGGAGAAUGAGCUGGACUUAAAGCUGGUGUCCUUCAGUAAGCUCUGCACCAGUUACAGCAGCUCUCGGGACGGCCGCAGAGGAGACAGUAGCUCCGAUACAACACCUCUACUCUGCAACUCCACUCAGGACAGAAUGUUUGAGACCAUGUCUGUGGAGAUUGAGCAGUUACUUGCAAAACUGACAGGGGUGAAUGACAAGAUGGCUGAAUAUACAAGCACACCGGGAGUAACGUCUCUGAACGCUGCUCUGAUGCACACUCUCCAGAGACACAGAGACAUCCUACAGGACUACACACAUGAAUUUCAUAAAACCAAAUCAAACUUCAUGGCAAUCAGGGAGAGAGAGGACCUUUUGGGAUCUGUGAGAAAGACAUUGAUCUUAGAUGGUUCUAGUUUCAGUCAGGCCACCGCUGAAGCCUCACCUCACUCUUUGAGUUCGUGCGGUGCGUGCCGUGCUCCUCUGGUUACAGGACUCCCCAUCGAUCAGCAGCACACAGCUAUAGAAAUGUCAGCAGGCAGAAAUGACAAAGCCCCCAGUGUGAUUUAG
Danio aesculapii is the source of this 638-nucleotide messenger RNA. Its product is annotated as Golgi SNAP receptor complex member 1-like. The record is from RefSeq and is a predicted model, not a curated record. The transcript is spliced from 6 exons. Gene Ontology annotation, cellular component: cis-Golgi network; SNARE complex; Golgi medial cisterna. NCBI's taxonomy places the organism in Eukaryota, Metazoa, Chordata, Actinopteri, Cypriniformes, Danionidae. Gene Ontology annotation, biological process: vesicle fusion; endoplasmic reticulum to Golgi vesicle-mediated transport. Gene Ontology annotation, molecular function: SNAP receptor activity. The coding region runs from base 36 to 638 and encodes 200 amino acids.